GUCUGAAGCCAAAAGAGCAGAACCUGGAAGGUAGCUGCCCAUGGCGUCCUCUUUUUCCACAUGAAACCCCUCUGCCCAAGCCUCGCGCACUCGCCCUGCCUCUCGGCAUCAGCCGCACUGUUCACGCAGCGCCAGCUUCGGUCGCUUGGUAUAAUAGUGGCCACCCGUUCGUUCGUUGUCACUGCUACGUUGCCGCUCUACGUCUCUCUCAAGAGCUUUGCUUUCUCCCUGCCUGCUGCACCAGUACGCUUUCAACUGUUCCUGCCGGAGCCUUGAUAUCCUGUCUGGGAGGACGCUAGAGAUGGAUCCGCCACCGGCGCCAUUCGCCUCCAGCCCGCCGCCCUCGCCGUCGUCGUCGUCGAACGCGAGCAUCACCAUGGUGAUCAUCACCGUCGUGGGCAUCUUCGCGGCGUUCGCGCUCCUCGCGAGCUACUACGCGUUCGUGACCAAGUGCGGCCUGCUGCGCGCGCUCUGGUCGCGCCACCCGCCGUGGCGCUGGCGCGCGCGGGGAGGCGGCGGCCGGGAGCCGUCCGUCAUCCGCGCCGCGGCGAGCGACGACCGCCGGGGCCUCGGCCUGCCGCUCAUCCGCAUGCUACCGGUCGUCAAGUUCACGGCGGCGGCCUGCGGAGACGCCGGAGGAUGCAGCAUGGCGCCGAGGAUAUCCGUGUCGGAGUGCGCCGUGUGCCUGAGCGAGUUCGUGGAGCGGGAGCGCGUCCGGCUGCUGCCCAACUGCUCCCACGCCUUCCACAUCGACUGCAUCGACACGUGGCUGCAGGGCAGCGCCCGCUGUCCCUUCUGCCGGAGCGACGUCACGCUGCCGGCCGCAGCGCGGUUUCCGGCGAGCUGCGUUCCGGCGGCGGCGACGACGGUCCCCAGCCGUCGGGACACCGAGCUCCCCUGCGACAGCAUUGUGAUCGAGGUGAGAGGGGAACACGAGAGAUGGUUCGGUCACCGCGGCGCAGGCACUCCGGCCGGCGGCAGAAGGCCGCGGCACCAGAAGCAGCUGCGCAAGUCGGAGAGCGUCGGCGACGAGGCCAUCGACACGAGGAAAACGGGCGAGGAGUUCGCGGUGCAGCCCUUGCGGCGGUCCCUGUCCCUCGACUCCUGCUGCGACGACAAGCACCUCUACGUGUCCGUCCAGGAGCUCCGCGCCGCCACUCAGAGGCAAGCGUUCGAUCCGCCCGUGCAUUCAUGAUGAUCCAUGCUGGACGCCACCAUAGCUGUGCAGAAUAGCCUGGCUGUUAGUAGAUGAUGGUUGCCAUCAAUUCUUUUUUCUUUUCUAAUUUAGAGGUUAUAUUAGCAGCAGUAACUAACUGCAAAAACAUUUUACGCGGCUUUUUGUGCCCGGCACGACAUGCAUCCUGCCUGCUGCCUGCUGCGCCCCAUGGUUCUCGCUGCAGCGAGUCUCUUUCUUCCUUGUUUUCUGGUUUCCAGGGACAGAUUGCAGGUCUCUUUCGGAUCGGCCAUGCUCACGCAGUUUUGGUUGGCCGUAGGUGAUCGAACCGAGCCCGCGAAGUUCAGCAUUUUCCUCGGGACCGUUGCCUUUGAGAA
Setaria italica (foxtail millet) is the source of this 1551-nucleotide messenger RNA. RefSeq names its product RING-H2 finger protein ATL1. Gene Ontology annotation, molecular function: transferase activity. The coding region runs from base 302 to 1195 and encodes 297 amino acids. The transcript has a single exon. The record is from RefSeq and is a predicted model, not a curated record. Gene Ontology annotation, biological process: protein ubiquitination. NCBI's taxonomy places the organism in Eukaryota, Viridiplantae, Streptophyta, Magnoliopsida, Poales, Poaceae.